Panicum hallii is the source of this 396-nucleotide messenger RNA. RefSeq names its product BTB/POZ and MATH domain-containing protein 2-like. Gene Ontology annotation, biological process: protein ubiquitination. The coding region runs from base 1 to 396 and encodes 131 amino acids. The record is from RefSeq and is a predicted model, not a curated record. Lineage: Eukaryota; Viridiplantae; Streptophyta; Magnoliopsida; Poales; Poaceae. The transcript is spliced from 3 exons.
AUGGCCGAGGUCUUCGGCCCGGGGAAGGGGGAGAGCGCCGCCGCGGCAGCCCCCAUGCGGGUCGACGGCGUGGAGCCGAGGGUGUUCCGGGCCUUGCUGCACUUCGUCUACACCGACUCCCUUCCUGAGGUGGACGAGGCCGGCGCCGACAAGGUCGCCAUGGCUCGGGGUCUGCUCGCGGCGGCGGAUAGUUCGUUUUUCAAAACCGGGUGUGACAUCUGCGGCGAUGUGCUGUGCAACCACAUCGACGCGCGCACAGCCAUGGACUUGCUGGAGCUGGCUGACAGCCAUGGCUGCCCCAGGCUCAAGGCGGCGUGCAUCAAGGUCAUCAAGGAUCUGCUCGCCAAGUUGGCUAAGUUUAUUGCUAUUCCAUGUGCUGCUGCUAUUCAUGUUUAG